AAAAACACACUGCAGCCAGCUCAAGGAGGUGGUGAGCGAAACACUGAGGAGACACAAGAGGCUGAUGGAGAUGUUGUGCCACAUGCUGAGGAGACACAAGCGGCUGGAGAUGGUGAGCAACACACUGAGGAGGAGACACAUGAUGCUGUAGGACAUGGCGAGCAACACACUGAGGAAGGGACCCACACUACUCAGGGGAUGGCUGUGACACAAACAGAAUGUAACUUAUGUGUGCACAGAUCUGCAGAAGUUAACCGCCUGUUGGAAGAAAACGUACAGCUGCGACGUGAACUUGAUGAGCACAGGAUGUCUGAUAGUUUUUUUGGAGACAAUGAUGAUAAAGUUAAGUACUACACAGGACUGCCAAACCUGGGAACCUUUAUGGCCUUACUUAAUUUUUUGGUGCCUCUCAUGUCAGACCAAAAGAAGAAAGUUCUUAGUCCAUUUCAAAUGCUUCUCAUAACCUUUAUGCGCCUCAGACUGGAUCUGCCUGCACAACAUCUAGCCCAUCUCUUUCGUGUUUCCCCAAAGACAGUAUACAGAACAUUUCAUGAAAUUGUGUCAUUUAUGUAUGCAAACCUGAGCCGUUCCAUCAUAUGGCCAGAAAGAGACACUAAACAAAAAAUUAUGCCUCACCAAUUUGUGGAGUCCUUUGGAUGCAGAGUAGCAGUGAUCAUUGACUGUUUUGAGAUUUUCACAAAGAAACCAUCAAAUCUGAAAGCACGUGCUCAAAUGUUUUCCAGCUACAAGCACAAUCACACUAAGAAAUAUUUGAUAGGUAUUACACCGAAGGGAUCUAUUUGUUUCAUAUCAAAAGGGUGGGGUGGCCGUACAAGUGAUAAACACAUUACAGAAAAUAGUGACAUUGUAUUGGCUGAUAGAGGUUUUGAUAUAAAGGAAAGUGUUGGCAUGUUGUGUGCAGAGGUCAAACUCCCAGCCUUUACAAGGGGUUACUGUCAGCUAGCUGCAAGAGAUGUGGAGGAGACAAGAAAAGUAGCUCACCUAAGAAUCCAUGUUGAAAGAGUGAUUGGAAAUAUUUGUCAAAAAUAUAACCUUUUAACAGGAACCAUACCCAUCAACAUGAUCCUCCCAUGUGAAGGUGAGGAUAUCACAUUUUUAGAUAAGAUCGUCACUGUCUGUUGUGCGCUGACAAACCAAUGUCCAACUGUAGUGUAGUACAGUGGUUUUCAACCCUUGUCGUGGGGUCCCAUCAUUUUGAACUUUUUUUUUUGUCUGAUGUUCUGAAGUUAAACUUAAUUUCAAUGUAUGCAUCUUUGUUUGUACUCCUUCCACUGUGUCCAUCUAUUGCAAUGUGCUGAUGCUUUAUCCUGCUCGACCAGCCUUGCAUGAACAAUAAAGCAUGUUUGACAAAAAAUUUCAUAAAUGUAUUGGGUUUUUUUAUUCACUUUGACAGCUAAAUAAAGUAUGAAAACGAAUACAUUGGUAAGGCUUAAUACUUGCAUAUUUUGACAAUUACAAUAGUGUUAACUGUUCAAAUCACAUGAACUGAAUAUUAUAUAAUUUAUAUAUUUGUGAAUGCAAGUAA
This is a messenger RNA of Xyrauchen texanus (razorback sucker), 1546 nucleotides long. RefSeq lists its product as uncharacterized. The record is from RefSeq and is a predicted model, not a curated record. Bases 199 to 1176 code for a protein of 325 amino acids. NCBI's taxonomy places the organism in Eukaryota, Metazoa, Chordata, Actinopteri, Cypriniformes, Catostomidae. The transcript has a single exon.